UUAGCUUUCUUUGAUUUGAUCAUCAACGGCAGCUAGUGAUCUUGUGGGAGGAGAAGGAGAAGAAGACAGAAAGGAAGAAAUGAGCAACCUCGAUGCUGAUUCAAUCCUCAACCAUUUCUCUCAUGAGCAUCCACUGGAGCUGCUGAAGUUUCAGCCUCAGCCUCCAUCUGCGCCGACAGUCGCGUGUUCUGGCUGUGAGCUUGCAGCUUCAGGCCAGCUCUACUGCUGCAGCACCUGCAACUACUAUUUGCACGAGCCAUGCUCUCGGAUGCCCCAAGAAUUGAGCCAUAGUUCCCACAAAGAACACAAGCUUACCCUUCUUUCUUCCCCUGCCUAUCCCGAAGGAACCUUCACAUGCAACGCCUGUGGCAGCCCUGGCACCGGCUUCUCCUACCAUUGCCGAGAAUGUCAGGUUGACAUUCACAUUAUCUGUGCUUUGAUGCGCUCAACAAUCAAACAUAGUGCCCAUGAUCACACCCUCAGUCUCUGGUUUAGCCCUCCCUACGACACCAAGACUUUUGACUGUGAUAUUUGUGGUGGCCCUGGCUCCGACCACUGGCUCUACCGGUGCGAUUCGUGUGAAUUUGACGCCCACAUGAAGUGCGCCAAGUCCAAAACUCAACCUCAACGCGUCCUGGCUAAGUCCACAAGUGCCCUUCCCGGCCCACCCUCAGAUCUAAAGCUACGAGACAUUCAUGCUGCGAGCAAGUAUGGCAGCCCCAAAGCUCAACAACAACAGUCCAUGCCAAGGACUCAACACCGGCAGCUGCCUCCCUUAGCCAAGUCUAGAAGUGCCCCUUCCCAGUGUCCUAAAGCGGCAGGCCAUUUUUCGCCACAGCCACCACCAGCAGAGCCACAGUUUCAACCCGGGAUGGGACUUCCAUACGUCCCGACGCAAAGCACAGCCCCUGGAAUUGGAUUUUCCGGCUGGCCUCAAACAUAUCCUCAAGGAGCAGUACAGCCCCAGUUACCAAUCUUCGCUCAGAAUGGACAGCAUCAAAGAACAAACAGCAUUUUGAAUGAUAUAGUUGGGCAAGCAAUUGAAGGUGCAAUGGGUGCAAUUACUCAAGAAGUAAUACAAUCUCUGUUAAACUCCUGACUCAUCAACUGGCCAGCUUGAGUACAAAUAAACUUGCCCCCAAAAUGUUGUGAGCUGUGUGAGUCUUUAUUUUCUCGAGAAAAUGUUUUCUUCCCUGCUUUGCUUUGCUCUGGGAUGUGACUGUAAAUCUUUGAUUUCUUAUGUUCUCCCAUGAACGGAAGAACAGAGUCUCCUAUUGGCCGUUUC
This is a messenger RNA of Diospyros lotus (date-plum), 1285 nucleotides long. RefSeq lists its product as uncharacterized. The transcript has a single exon. Bases 80 to 1099 code for a protein of 339 amino acids. The record is from RefSeq and is a predicted model, not a curated record. Lineage: Eukaryota; Viridiplantae; Streptophyta; Magnoliopsida; Ericales; Ebenaceae.